Molecule: messenger RNA, 1449 nt
Organism: Bufo gargarizans (Asiatic toad)
Lineage: Eukaryota; Metazoa; Chordata; Amphibia; Anura; Bufonidae
Gene: MRPL3
Product: mitochondrial ribosomal protein L3
Exons: 10
Coding region: 119-1144 (341 amino acids)
Biological process (GO): translation
Cellular component (GO): ribosome; mitochondrial large ribosomal subunit
Molecular function (GO): structural constituent of ribosome
Source: RefSeq, a predicted model, not a curated record
GAGGAAUUCAGGGAAGGGCAGAGUGUAGUGACAUUCUCAUGUCUCCGCAGAGGGCAAGUUUCCUGUGCCGCUAGAGCUCCGACCGGUGCCCGUCGUCCUCGUUUACCCUCCGGGAGCCAUGGCUGCGGGGCUGGCCUGGAGGCUUUUCCCUGCCCGGUGCGGGUUGCUGGGCAGGAGCUGUGCUGUGAAUGGCAGCUGUCCAUCCAGAGUCCUGCUAGUCCGGUACGGCAGCACCAGUACCUGGUGGGAUGAACAUCUCUCUGAAGAAAGCAAGCAAUACAUGAAACAGCUGACUGCACAGGAAUACAAGAGUAUGACAGCAAGCAAGCUCUGUCCUCUGAAGGAUGAGCCGUGGCCUAUAAAGCCCUGGGAACCAGGCUCCAACAGGGUGGGUCUAAUAGCAGUUAAACUAGGAAUGAUGCCAGUAUGGACCAAAUCUGGGGAAAGGCAUGCAGUCACCAUGUUGCAAGUGCAGGACUGUCAUGUGAUUAAGUUUACAUCAAAAGAGGAUGCUGAUGGAAAAAGUGCUACUCUCAGUGUAGGAGGAAAAAAUGUAUCUCCUUUCUAUAAACCAGAAUCUGUACUGGAGUUUUACAAAGAAGCUGGAGUCCCACCUAAGCAGAAAGUUAGCAACUUCAAAGUGUCUGAGAAUGCCAUUCUCAAGCCAGGUACUCCCCUUUAUGCUGCACAUUUCAGGCCUGGACAGUAUGUAGAUGUCACUGCCAAAACAAUUGGUAAAGGAUUUCAAGGAGUCAUGAAGAGAUGGGGAUAUAAAGGCCAGCCAGCAUCACAUGGACAGACUAAAACACACCGCAGGCCUGGAGCUAUUGCUGCAGGUGACCCGGCUCGUGUGUUCCCAGGUACAAAAAUGCCCGGUCAAUUAGGAAACAUUUACAGGACUGCUCAUGCACUCAAGGUAUGGAGAGUGAAUACAAAACACAACAUCAUUUACGUCAAUGGUUCAGUCCCUGGGCAUACAAAUUGUUUAGUUAAGGUCACGGACACGAAACUUGCCGUGAAACAAAAAGGCUUUGAAAAUCUUCCAUUCCCUACAUAUUUUGCUGAUGGAGAUGAAGAGCUGCCAGAAGACCUUUUCGAUGAGGAAAUAUUCCAGUUCAAUGAGCCCUCUGUCACAUACUCUUAGCAUAGCUGACAUCUUUCUACACGCAGGUGUUGUCAUCAGUUCGCUUUGCUUUUGUAAUUUAUGAAGGACAGAGAUUUCCGAAGGGUUUCCCUUUCUACUGCCGCCACUUUUGUUAUUGAAGGACAGGGAGACAUUAACAGGUUUUCUGAGAAGCGGCUAUUGAGAUGGAUGCUGUAGUUACAGCCUUGCACAGUGGAUUUUUAUGGAUCUUGUAAAUGCCUAAAAGCCAAUGAUUUAUAAGUAUCACUACUCUGUUAACUACUCUAAAGGCAUAUAGAUGGUGAAAUAAAGAUUAUUUGAUAAUG